Messenger RNA from Aspergillus glaucus CBS 516.65, 2113 nucleotides. It is a transcript of the gene ergS, whose product is annotated as protein ergS. Gene Ontology annotation, biological process: phospholipid homeostasis. NCBI's taxonomy places the organism in Eukaryota, Fungi, Ascomycota, Eurotiomycetes, Eurotiales, Aspergillaceae. The record is from RefSeq and is a predicted model, not a curated record. The coding region runs from base 419 to 2008 and encodes 529 amino acids. The transcript has 2 exons. Gene Ontology annotation, molecular function: aminoacyltransferase activity.
UUCCAAUACUAUAUACUUGAAUCGAACUCUAUGCCAUUUUUUCACAUGACGCUUCCGAAAACGGUGCCUCCAUUUCCGGCGACCCGAGUGGUUAGAUCAUCCGCCUGCCCUAGUUGCGACCUCUGGACUGACGUUGAUACCACCACUCCACCACUAACACAAUGAAAAAUGACACCACCAAGCGCAGAGACAGGAAAUGAAUAUGAUGUGCAGACUGAUCUACAUCCAUUGCACAAUGUGAUUGCCCAAGCAAACCCCUCGGAGCAAGAUUCUAGCUCCGGUGACGGCAUCCCGAUUUACACAUCCGGAAAACAGCGUCUGAUAUUCAGGGUCUUUUACGCGCUCAUUGGAAAUAUCCAGAGCAGUAGGUGGGGGAAGCGGUCGAGUGUUUUGCAUCUAGAAAACCUCCUCUCCCAUUAUGUCGACUCGACCAGGAUCGCCAUCGUUGUUGUCGCCGGAUGGAGGUAAGAUGAAGCAGCGACCAAGGCGACAAAAUGCGAACAAGCCAUCCGCGAAAAGGAAAAACGAGAAACAGCAGUUGUUAUUCGACUCUGUGGCUGAACUGCUGAAUCGUCAGUGGUGCACUGAUCAUAUCAAUCAUCCUUCACCGUUUCAUUCUUCAUCCGAACGACAAUGCUAUCCCUAUUCAUCUGGCCCUCCAUCUCCCCCUCAGCAUGAACCUUUUCAUAACGCCAACGCUGAGUCGCAAGAAGAACAAGCCCGCCGCAACCGGAGCGACGGGAGCAGACCAACAACACUUGUGAAUUCGACCGGAUCCAGCAGUAAUCCUCCGUCCAGUCGAUCCUCGCCCUCCCACGAAUUCCAUUUCGAUUAUUCCAACCAGUCUGAUCUAUCCCGCGAACGAACACAGCGACCACAAACGAGUAGCUACUUGGAUGUCACCGCAAUAGACGCAUUUCAUGACGACGAUAUACGAAAGCUGAUAACCCGACUUGCAGCACAAUACGGCCAUGUUUCGCACAUGGGCGUGCUGGACCCGAGUUAUAUAUUCUUCGUCAAUGGUGCUCGGACGGGUGCGUUGUCGUAUAAACUCCAGAACCAGGUUGCUAUAGUCACUGGGGACCCGUUAUGUGAACCGGCAAUUUUUGAGGAUAUCCUGCACGAAUUCAGGGUAUACCGGGCACGACGGCGCUGGGGAAUAGUUAUCAUGGGCGCGAGUGAGAUAUUCAUGAAAUACGUCCGACAGCGCGGGUGGACGGCGAUGCAAUUCGGUGUUGAGCGAGUCUUGAAUCCCAUGGAUAACGAUGUUCUCAUGGAGAAACGCGGGAAGAGAAUUAUAACGCAGAACAAGCACCUGCUAGACCCAAAGAAAGGCGGCUUCUCAUUAGGCGUAUAUAUACCGUCUGUUAGAACGGACCCAGUACUCCAACGCGAGUUAACGGAAGUAUACGACUCCUGGCGCCAUAUGCGCAGCGAAACCGCCCGCGGCAAGUCUCAAGCCUUCAUAACCAUCUACGACCCCUUCUGCCUCCCCGACCUCAUGAUCUUCAUCUACGCGCGCGGCGCCAAUGGCGCAGCAAUGGGCUUCGCAGCCCUCCGCCGCAUACGCGAUUCCCGCGCGUACCAUCUCGACCCCUGCGUCGCGGCACCCUGGUCCCCCAAGGGCGUCAGUGAACUCCUAACCUACACCUCAAUGACACUGCUAAACCAAAUGAACAUCUCCUCCCUAAGCUUCGGAUACGAACCGCUCCAGUCACUCGGUGAAAUGACGGGCAUAGCAUCCGGAAUAGGAAAAGUCAUUCGACAUGUGUAUCACUAUACAUUUCGCCGGUUGCCGUUGGCAGGGAAAAAGCCGUAUCAUGAUAAGUUCCGGCCGGAUGAGAGGCAGGAUGCGGGGGUUUGGUUGGUUUUUCCGGGGGGUGUGCCUGGGUUGAGGCAGGUGUUUGCUGUGGCUCAUGUGGCGCAUAUUAGUAUUAGGAAGUUGGCGUGGCCGGAGGGGGGGGCUAAGGAUAAACCGCGUCGGGUUUGGGAGACAGAACCAAGUUGAUACAUCAUUAUCAUGUUGAUUAUUAUUCACAUAUCCCUAGUCAUACUCGUUGUAUACAGGUAAUUCUCUGAAUACAUUCAGGACACAGCGCUCGACCAAACAUAU